AAAACCAUGUAAUUUGCAAAGUCCAAGUCAACGUAUAUCUGUACUACGAGUCCUUGGGCAACGUCUUGUAUGGCAAGAACAGGCCAAUGUGGAAGCUGCCUGAACCCUUCACAGAGAGGUUGCAUCCUGUUUAUGGUCAUUCCUCUCCAUGAAGAGACCAUCAACGACCAGAUGAAGGUCCCCUUCAGUCAGGUGGACAUUGCCAGUGCUGAGGUCAAGCUCAGCCCUCCACCGAACCCGCUGAAGCAAAAAGGACUAAUGAAAACAAAAACACAUUGACGGAGUGAAACAGAAUGCCUUUGUCACAAACACCAGGAGUGGUGGGUGCAGAGUCAGAUGCAGAGAGCAGAGGAUACUGGGGAACCGACUUCAUUAGGAUUCCCAAAACCAACGCCCAAAACAACGCCCAAAACAACGCACAAACACAGGGCACAAACGGACAGGAACAUUAACACGCACAACCUGACGAACAGAAAAACAAUCCCGCACAACAAUAGGCGGCCUAACAGGCUUAAAUGGACAUGAAUCAAGAAACAAAAUAAGAGACAGGUGCAACCAAUAAGAUCAAACAAACAGAAAAGGAAAAGGGGAUCGGUGGCGGCUAGUAGACCGGCCACAACGACCGCCGAGAGGAGCCACCGUCAGUGGGAGUCGUGACAGCCUUGAACGUCUUCCAUGACAUCACGGCCCAAUAUGUAAACUUUUUUGAGUGUUGUUGAAGUGCCCCAGUGUGGGAGGCGGUGGAGAAGGAAGUCCGCUCGGUGGUGAAAGAGGAUGCUGUCCUGCUGAUGGAUGCAUCCAGAAGGGCUCAGACAGCGGCCGGCCUGGCUGAAGACACAAAGCGGCUCAGGCGGUCGGUGGAGAGCCUCAUGAAGAGGGCCAUGAGUCACAUACAGAGGCAGAGGGACAGGGUCUCACAGGAGAUGGACGUGUCCCCUGCCAUGUUCUACAUCCUGCAGCAGGAAGGACUGGUGAAGAGCGCAGCAGAUAUGGGUCUCUCUUACAGAGACGACACCAAGAAGCUGGUUCUCUCAGGUCUUGUCGCAGAGGUGUAACAAGGUGCAGAACUGGAUCUUGGAGAGGAAGCUCAGAAUGAGGAAGAUGCAGCUGAAGCUCGACCCUCACAUCCUGGACUUCCUGAGGUCAGUGGACAGUAUGGAGAUGUCCCAAGACCUGUUUGCGCUUGGCACAUCAGUGCUGUGUAUAGCAUGUAGGGUGGAGAAGUGCUUCUGACUGGCAGCUCAGAUAAAUCCUUGACUGACGCAGAGCAGAUGGUGAAGACUGCCCUGUCCAUGCAGAGCCUUGUCGUGGAGGAGCAGGAUGUGUUGACGAUACCUGGGUGGAAGGAUCUGAACAGCCACCUGGUGGAUACAUACAACUCCCCAAAGAGGAAAACUGUGGUGAUAAAGCUCCAUCCAGAGAGCAGAGACAGAAUUAUUGUCUCUGGCUUUUUGGACCCGGUCAAAGAGGUCUGGACCUUUCUGGACCCGGUCAAAGAGGUCUGGACCUUUCUGGACCCGGUCAAAGAAGUCUGGACCUUUCUGGACCCGGUCAAAGAGGUCUGGACCUUUCUGGAGGACUUUGUUGAAAACAACUUACAAGUCGACGUGGCUGUCUGUGUCAAGUCCAAGUUAAAUUCAUCCAGGAGAAAAAAUGUCAGAACUGGAUAAAUUUUGCCAAAAGUGUGAUGAGGUGAAUGUCCGUUUUGAACCCAGAAGGUUCAGAAUCAUCCUCUCAAGGGCCUGUCUCUAUGUCAAGAUGGCCAAGGGAUUCUUUCAGAAGAUGGCAGCUGCCUUCUGCACUGAUGAGCUCACCAUCAUGAAGUCUGGAGCAAGAAAGUACUUCCAAGAGCAGGAGAGCAUAUUUGUAUCCAUGGCGAUAAAGGAGCAUGGAUGUGUGGUGUUUCUGUAGGAGGAUUACAUACUGGAGAACAAGUGUGUGAGUGUUAUGAGUCGGCUACCAGGGGGACAAGAGAGAAUGAAGGAGAAUGUUUUCACCAAGGUCAAAGACGUCUUUAUGGGACCCAGUGAUGGAAGCUUUGGCAAUGAGAACUCUGUCAUUAAGGGGGAGGAGUUUUCUCCAACUGUGUUCCAGCUGUGUGCAGAGAUCCCCCAGGCUGUGAGUCAUACCCGGCACUGGGUUGAAAACCUUAUCAUGAAGGAGCAAACUGAGAGAAUCAUCAAGGACCCACACAUCAGCCAGCUGAGCAAGGCGGAUGUGGAGCAGCUGCAGGCCAUGCAGAGGGAGCUGACUGUCAGGAUCCGCCUGGAGAUGAAGAGCCCCGACUCCCUGAUCUGUCUGGAGGGCCUGAGCCGUGAUUUGCUUACUGCAGACGGAAUCAUCAGGGACAUGGUUGUGGAAAGGAAAGAACGUCAGACGAUCAGUCUACCGGUUGAGCAGUCUGGGAGGAUGGCAAAACCAAGACCACAAUGUUGAUAAUGAGGCUAAUGUCCUGUACAGAAAAGCUUCCAACACAAAGGGCAGAAGAGAAAUGGAGUUAUUGAGAAAAUAACUGAAAGGUGACACCUUAGUGCCGACACACUGGGAACACAUGAAUGGUUCCCUCUUAAAGUUGGUCAAUCUGUCUCCAAGAUUCAGGGACCACAAGGAUGUGAAGACAGGGACCAACCUGACCAUGGUUAAAGUAUGUUCACGUUAAGGUUCAUGGAAACUUAAGAUCAUGUUGUUACUGGAGAAUAUUGGAGAUAAAAGCAAGAGGUUGUGUAAAUUGAUACUUGAAUUUCACUACCAAGCUCAACUCCCUAGCUGGCAAUUUUGUCUAAACCAGUUGAAGAUGUCAGUUGUUAUUUCCUUACUGUCCAUAAAAUCCUCUGUGGCACUUCAGUAAAAAAUAAAUCACUUUCAAACUUUUUGUUGUACGUUUUCUCAUAUUGGUAGAAUGAACGAGUCCAGAACGAGACACUCAAACUCAAUCAAAUUUAUUUAUAAAGCCCUUCUUACAUCAGCUGAUGUCACAAAGUGCUGUACAGAAACCCAGCCUAAAACCCCCAAACAGGAUCUUACUUUGCCGUAUACUCAUUGUUUUCACGAAGAGGACACGUCCCAGCUGAUGCACAAGGGUUCAAGUGCAUGUACCUGGUCAGGGUUCUGGUUGGAAACGACACUCAGAGACACUCAGGCUGGAUUAUUCCCCCUGACAAGCCUUUAGGGAGGUGUAGUGCA
Molecule: messenger RNA, 3183 nt
Organism: Oncorhynchus keta (chum salmon)
Lineage: Eukaryota; Metazoa; Chordata; Actinopteri; Salmoniformes; Salmonidae
Product: protein mono-ADP-ribosyltransferase PARP14-like
Exons: 3
Coding region: 1948-2436 (162 amino acids)
Source: RefSeq, a predicted model, not a curated record